Poecilia reticulata (guppy) is the source of this 3893-nucleotide messenger RNA. It is a transcript of the gene chrm2a, whose product is annotated as cholinergic receptor, muscarinic 2a. Gene Ontology annotation, molecular function: G protein-coupled acetylcholine receptor activity; G protein-coupled serotonin receptor activity. The record is from RefSeq and is a predicted model, not a curated record. NCBI's taxonomy places the organism in Eukaryota, Metazoa, Chordata, Actinopteri, Cyprinodontiformes, Poeciliidae. Gene Ontology annotation, biological process: chemical synaptic transmission; adenylate cyclase-inhibiting G protein-coupled acetylcholine receptor signaling pathway; regulation of heart contraction. Gene Ontology annotation, cellular component: dendrite; synapse; plasma membrane.
CACCCCCUCCCCUCCCCUCCCCUCCUCUCCUCUCUCCUGUGCAGCCGACGCGCUUCUCGUCUCCAGAACCUCGUCUCCACAAGCAUGUCCUCAGACAUGCAGCCACGGUGGCAUGAAGCGACCCAAAAGACGCCAUCGGGACGGCAUGUGCUCGGCGUCAUCGCGUUUGGCUCCACCGCGUUUCACUUCUUUUCUAACCAAAACAUCAACUCAGAGCAGCUCGAUGGUUUCUGGCGGAAGGGGGCAGAUUUUUCGUUUUCAGUGUUGGCUGCGAUCAUCAGAGCGGCGGGGCGGCUGGUGGUGGUGGCUGAGUGGCCAUGGCUAUUAACCAUGCAGCUGGAGCCAGAUACGCCCAUCGUUUCCGUCUGUCAGAGAAAAGUCUCGUUGGUGCUACUCGCAGUGCAGGCCCUCUGAAUAUGCCAGCGAAGCACAAGAAAGCCCUGUGAACUGCUUAAUGCUCUCUGUUCCAUCCGAGUUGUACGUGGCAACAAAGAAACCAAAUGCCAUGGAUGUCUUUAACUUUACAUCCUGGAACGCCUCUGAAGGCAAUGAGACCGAAGUCAUGGAGGAGAGAGACAGUCCUUACAAGACCGUGGAGGUAGUGUUCAUCGUGCUGGUGGCUGGUUCCCUGAGUUUGGUCACCAUUAUCGGCAAUAUCCUGGUCAUGCUUUCCAUCAAGGUGAACAGGAACCUACAAACUGUCAACAACUAUUUUUUAUUUAGCCUUGCAUGUGCUGACCUAAUUAUUGGACUGUGCUCCAUGAACUUGUACACAGUAUAUAUAGUAAUAGGCUACUGGCCCCUGGGGCCAGUCGUGUGCGACUUGUGGUUGGCUUUGGACUAUGUUGUCAGCAAUGCGUCUGUCAUGAAUCUCCUCAUAAUAAGCUUUGACAGAUACUUCUGUGUCACCAAGCCCCUGAGCUACCCUGUAAAGAGAACCACCAAAAUGGCAGGGAUGAUGAUUGCUGCUGCCUGGGUCCUUUCCUUCAUCCUCUGGGCACCUGCUAUCCUCUUCUGGCAGUUCAUUGUUGGUGGGCGGACUGUGCCUGAGAAAGAGUGCUACAUCCAGUUCUUUUCCAAUGCCGCUGUUACUUUUGGAACUGCCAUUGCCGCCUUUUACCUGCCUGUCAUUAUCAUGAUUCAGCUGUACUGGCAGAUCUCGCGAGCGAGCAAAAGUCGAGUGAAGAAGGACAACCGCAAGCCUUCAGGGUCAAACCCAGAACCUUUGAUACCGGGCCAGAGGAGAGAGAGCACUCCGAAACCCAACAACAACAAUGUUCCUGGGGAAGACGGAGCGCAUUCCCAGAACCAGACUGCAGAUGAUGGAGCCAACCAGCACGAUGGAAAGCUGCAGAAUGGAAAAGGGCCUUCAUCGUCUACUGCCGACGUAGAAACGGAGGGUGACAGUGUUGCAAAGGAGAACUGUGCUCCUGCAGAAGAGAAGGAGAGCUCAAAUGACUCCACGUCCGGCAGUGUGGCAGCUUCCAAUCAGAAGGACGAAGAACAAGUCGCCUCUGCAGCAAACUCCAGUGCUGAGGCUACGCAGCAGCUGCCACGGCAACGAGCCAAGGCUGGGGGCUCCAAGCUGACCUGCAUCAAGAUCAAGACCAAGUCCCCGAAGGGCGACUACUACACACCGUCAAACGCCACAGUUGAGAUCGUGCCAACCACAGAACGUCAGAACCACGUGGCGAGGAAGAUCGUGAAGAUGACGAAGCAACCGCCAAACAAGAAGAAGAAAGGAGCCCCGUCGCGGGAGAAAAAAGUGACCCGCACCAUAAUGGCCAUCCUGGUGGCUUUCGUAGCUACCUGGACUCCGUAUAACGUGAUGGUGCUCAUCAAUACUUUUUGUUCCAGUUGCAUUCCCAACACUGUUUGGACUAUUGGUUACUGGCUGUGCUACAUCAACAGCACCAUCAACCCAGCCUGCUAUGCUCUGUGUAAUGUCACGUUCAAAAAGACAUUCAAACAUCUCCUCCUCUGCCAAUACAGAAACAUUCGAUCAGCCAGAUAAAUACAAGCCCCCACUGUGUAUAUGUCCUACGUAUGGGUGUUGUGUUGUUGUCCAUGCAUACGAGUUUAUGUGAAAAAUGUGUGAGACUGAGACAAGAACAUUUCAAAAUCACUUUCUACCAUUUCAUCACCCGUUUUCCAAUUUCUCUCAAGAAGCUGUUGUAGCACUUUACUCUUAUUCAACUGAAUUCAGUUGCUGUCACUCGUGUUGUGCAGGAGCAGCGUGUAAGACGAGGGUUGUAAAAACGUAUUUAGGUUUGAAACCUUGAAAAAAAGAUCAGCAAACAUAAGGGGAGUAACGGAGAAGGACGCUGAGCUGAUCGAAAAGAAAGCAGGCUAAAAGGCAGAAGACGAUCAGUGCCGUAUGGAAAACGCUUCAAAAUGGGAAAAUAGGGCUGACUGAACUUUCAAACCUGUCAAGGUUGAAAUUCAGUAAAGAUAUUUGUAGAUAUCUGUAUAUAUAAAUGGUGUGUACUCUAUUUGUGUGUGCACAUGUGGGUGUGUGCUAGCUUAGUGUCUGCGUUCACACCCACUUGUGCCUCUUUGCUUGCCUUCUUCUUUCAAUGUGUGAUCAUCCUCAUCACAGCUCUUCCUACCAGCAAUAUAUAGAAAAUUGAGUGUUUGGUUUUCGCUGACAGGUUCUCAUCCUGAUUGGUCGCCAUCCAAUUUAACAAAAACAGCCUCAGUAAAAAUCAAUAGGCAAAACUUCAUAAAAUAUUAAUGCAAUAAAGUUUCACUUGUCAAAGUUGCACACAAAAGAGAAGAACUGAAAAUACAGCUAUUGUGAUUUCAGGAUAGUUGAAAAGAAGUCUAUUUCACUUCAACAUUUAAUCAAUAUUGUUCACAUUUGUGGAGGCGUUUGGAAGAUUACAAUACAAAGUUCCUACUAAGUCUUCUUACUUUAAUCUCAUUUUCUUUAUUAAAAUGACACUAAGCAUUUUUACCACGUUUAAAGGGACAUCUUGAAAAUUGUGGGUGGCACAAAAACAUCAAAUUUUAUGGUUUCAAAGCCACUUUCUGAUGAUGGUUCAAGACAAUCAACAUUAGGGAUGCAGCAAGAAAUCAGCCAGUGGCUGAAAUUUGAACAUUUUUCCAUUUGACCGCUGUUGAAAUUCCAUCCUUGAGGCAAGGAGCCCAGCAUGUCAAAAUCACAAGGCUAGAUGACCUUCUUAGCAUGGUAGCAGGUUCUGCAUUGGCCCAGUAGUGAACCAAUCGGUUCAAUCACAUGUUGAAGUAGGAAAACAUCUAAAAGAUGCAACUCUGCUGGAAAAGGCCAAUCUGUCCUAAUGGCUAAAGGUUUUCUGGGAUGUCAUCUCAGGAUGGGCACAGCAUGCACACCUGUAAAAUAUGCCAUUUGUAAAGUGAAGUCCUGAAUUUCUGUAUCCUACUGAAAAUGUGUGAACUGUGGAUAAAAGUCCUUUUUUUUUUUGCAUGACCCACCAUUUAGGGCACACUCAACCAAAUCUCACAAUUUGGACCAAUAGCGGGGAUUAUAAUAAGAGAUUAUGAUUACCGCCUCAUCACAUUUCCUGCAAAGAAUCCAGCUAGUACAACUUGUCAUGUACUAUUAAAGUCAAAGCCGAAGUGAAUAAAUCAAGACAUUUUGACCAGACAACCGAAGAGGGGGAAAAAAUAAUAUUUAUAUUUGGCAUGAAAUCGUUCAGUCGCACUUUUUCAUUUGCCGCAGUCCUCGUCACUUCAGCUUUUACUGCUGACAGGAUGUCAGGUGUUGAUUUUUAUGGCAGCUAUUAAGAUAUUUAUGUUUGCUGUCAGGUUGCUAAGAACACAGCGAGUCAAACAGGAGGUAGGAGCUCAGAGCUGUCCAGCAUUGGGGUCUGUGGGAGGGCAUUUUGUGGUGUGUGUGUGUGUGUGUGUGUGUG